CUCCGUUGCCCUCUGCUCUUUUUCUGCCGCUCAGCUUCUAUUCGCCAGCCUUUUUUUUUAAUUCUUCCUUCUGCUCUUUGCAUUUCUACUUGAACAAGCCACCAUGAGUCGGAUCUCUUUCAGGUCAUCUACUGGAGGGGGCGUGAGGGGCUUUAGCUCAGGCUCUGCUAUUGUAGGAGGUGGCGGUGGCACCAGAAGCAGUUUUAGCUCCGUCUCUGUCUCCAGAGUUGGAGGAGGAAGAGCCGGAGGUGGAGGAGGCUUCGGAGCUGGUGGUGGCUUCGGGAGCAGAAGUCUCUAUAACCUAGGUGGAAGCAAAAGAAUUUCCUACAGCUCGGUCGGUGGAGGUCUACGGAGUGGAGCCGGUGGUGGAUACGGCUUUGGUGGAGGAGCUGGCUUUGGUCUUGGCUAUGGUGGUGGCUCAGGCGCUGGUUUUGGCUUAGGAGGAGCAGGUGGUGGUGGCGGCUAUGGGCUGGGCAGUGGAUUUGGGCUGGGAGGUCCUGGAUUUGGUGGUCGAGGUGGCCCCGGCUUCCCCGUUUGCCCACCUGGUGGCAUCCACGAAGUGACCGUCAACCAGAGCCUCCUGGCACCCCUCAAGCUGGAUAUCGACCCAGAAAUCCAGAAGGUGCGAACACAGGAGCGGGAGCAGAUCAAGACCCUCAACAACAAAUUCGCCUCCUUCAUUGACAAGGUGCGCUUUUUGGAGCAGCAGAACAAAGUGUUGGAGACCAAGUGGAGCCUCCUCCAGGAGCAAGGUCACACUGUCACCAGGAAAUCCCUCGAGCCCCUUUUUGAAUCCUACAUCAGCAACCUCAGACGGCAGCUGGACAGUCUCCUGGGAGAGAGGGGACGGCUGGACUCUGAACUGAGGAGCAUGCAGGACAUGGUGGAAGACUUUAAGAACAAAUACGAAGAUGAGAUCAACCGGCGCACUGGUGCGGAGAAUGAGUUCGUGGUCCUCAAGAAGGAUGUGGAUGGUGCUUAUAUGAACAAGGUCGAGCUGCAGGCCAAAGCAGAUGCGCUGGCAGAUGAGAUCAACUUCCUGACAGUUCUCUAUGAAACGGAAUUGUCCCAGAUGCAGCAGCAAGUGUCCGACACCUCCGUGGUCCUGUCCAUGGACAACAACCGCAACUUGGACCUCAACAGCAUCAUCGCGGAGGUCAAGGCACAGUAUGAGGACAUUGCCAACCGGAGCCGGGCAGAGGCUGAGGCUUGGUACCAAAACAAGUACGAGGAACUCCAGGUCUCUGCCGGGCGGCAUGGUGACGACCUGCGCAACACGAAGAUAGAAAUUUCAGAGAUCAACCGGGUGGUCCAGAGGCUGCGGAACGAGAUCGAGAGUGUGAAAAAACAGUGUGCUAACCUGCAAGCAGCCAUCGCCGAGGCGGAGGAGCGCGGGGAGAUGGCCCUCAAGGAUGCCAAGGCCAAGCUGGCCGAGCUGGAAGAUGCUCUGCAGAAAGGCAAGGCUGACCUGGCCCCGCCGCUCCCCGGGGACCAGGCCCUGCAGCUCCGCGAGUACCAGGAGCUGAUGAACGUCAAGCUGGCCCUGGACAUCGAGAUCGCGACCUACAGGAAGCUGCUGGAGGGCGAGGAGAGCAGGCUUGCUGGAGAGGGCGUCGGAGCCGUCAGCGUCUCCGUGGUCAGCAGCAGCGUGAGGAUUGUUUCCAAGACCACCACCAGCAAAAAGACCAUCAGAUAA
This is a messenger RNA of Apaloderma vittatum (bar-tailed trogon), 1696 nucleotides long. Its product is annotated as keratin, type II cytoskeletal 5-like. Gene Ontology annotation, molecular function: structural constituent of skin epidermis. Gene Ontology annotation, biological process: intermediate filament organization; keratinization. Gene Ontology annotation, cellular component: keratin filament. The transcript has 10 exons. The coding region runs from base 104 to 1696 and encodes 530 amino acids. The record is from RefSeq and is a predicted model, not a curated record. NCBI's taxonomy places the organism in Eukaryota, Metazoa, Chordata, Aves, Trogoniformes, Trogonidae.